Messenger RNA from Orcinus orca (killer whale), 684 nucleotides. RefSeq names its product signal recognition particle 14 kDa protein-like. The transcript has a single exon. Lineage: Eukaryota; Metazoa; Chordata; Mammalia; Artiodactyla; Delphinidae. Gene Ontology annotation, biological process: SRP-dependent cotranslational protein targeting to membrane. The record is from RefSeq and is a predicted model, not a curated record. The coding region runs from base 47 to 361 and encodes 104 amino acids. Gene Ontology annotation, cellular component: signal recognition particle. Gene Ontology annotation, molecular function: 7S RNA binding.
ACGGCUUGGGACUUAAUGCUGACGAAGCAAAUCUGGCAGCGCCAGGAUGGUGCUGCUGGAAAGUGAGCAGUUCCUGACGGAGCUGACCAGGCUCUUCCAGAAGUGCCGGUUGUCGGGCAGCGUGCUCAUCACCCUGAAGAAUUGUAAGCAGCUGUGGAUGCAGCAAGGCCGGAAGGGAGCUGGGAGGCCGAGCGAUGCCCCGGCCCGGGUGCCCAGUGACUGGGAGCCACAGGCAGAGUCUGUCUGCCGCGCGUCCCCGCCUUCCCGUAACUUCCUCCACCUGAUGAUGGUCGAACUAAACCCAUUCCAAGGAAGGGUUCUGUGGAGGGCUUUGAGCCCUCAGACAACAAGUGUCUGUUAAGAGCUAUUGAUCGGAAAAAGAAGAUCAGCACUGUGGUGAGCUCCAAAGAAGUGAAUAAGUUUCAGAUGGCUUAUUCAAACCUAUUGAGAGCUAACAUGGAUGGGCUGAAGAAGAGGGACAAAAAGAGCAAGAGUAAGAAGAGCAAAGCAGCGCAGUGAAGGGCACCAGGUUUCCUGCUUUCACCAGUUAACCACUGAAUUGCUAUUUUUCCUUUGGUUUUUACUUUUGGCCACAAAGCUGGGUUUCUGAUUCCUCUACAAUAACUGUUUUCAUGUGAGAUUAGGGUCAUUUUUGGAUGGAAGAAGGGCUGCAGUGUUUACAGG